UGGUGAAGGGAUUUGUGUUUAAAUGUGUUUUUUUAAUUUGUGAACAGAAAUACUUUUGUUUGUCAUUUUAUUGUUGUUGCCAGUGUUUGAGAAGGACAGGAAGUGACUGGUACGGAGGGACUGCGAGGUACAAUUGGUUGUUUGAAGAGAAAGAAAAGUUAAAGUCGGACAUUUAUCAACAUUGUUCGACAAGGACUGUUGACAGUUCAAAGGUGAUCGUGUGUCCUUUGAGUGGACUGCUCAAAUCACGCUGUAACGUGGUGGAAUUAGCCGCUAAUACAGAGGCUAAUUGGAUGCAUGACGUUAGCAACAAGCUAACGCCAGCUCGCGAGGCCUGUGUUGGACCACGUGGAAGAAGACGAGGACGCUUGCGACGAGCUAACGCUAGCGAGGCCACCAUCGGCUGGCGAGGCCGGCUUUGGGGUACAAGGACAAAGCUCUUCGCAACGGAUCGGACCGUGAGGACUUGGGUGAGGCUGGACCAUUGGACACGACCCUGGACGUUCGACACGAGACAUUGGGAUUCCCCAGAAGCAGAACCGUCUGUCUUCCCAGACUUGCGGUCUGAUACGGGCCCGGCAGGAUCACCCGUGACCUUCCGGUGCUCGGUCUUCUCGCGCCCUCACAAUAAAACGUGUACGGAUGGACACGACGUUUUCUGGUUCCGAGCCGCAACAGAUGUCGCGCAUCCCAGCUUCGUUUACGCUCGUGAAGAUUGCGGAGAGGUCGAAAGUGGCUCGGUGCAGAAAUGCGUUCACGGUUUCUCGAAGGACGUCGGCUCCUCCGAGGCCGGAACGUACUCCUGUGCCGUGGCCGCGUGUGGCCAGAUUUUUGUGACAACUGCAAAGACAAUUAUCAAAGAAGAUUCCAGCAAGUGUUCUUUACAUGGGUUUGUCAUCAUCAUCAUGAGUGUCGCUUUGGUCAUUAGCUUCAUCGUGUCAGGCUUCCUCAUAUUCAAGAUCAAGACAAAAAUAUGUUUUUGCUUCCAAGCUCGUCCGCAAACCUCUGACGAAACGGUCAGUGGUGUUCAGCAGAGGAGGGACGAGGACGCUUUGGUUUAUUCUGUGCCGACCGUCGUCAGGAAAAGUGGCAAAGUGAGGCAGACAAAUGAGGAAUUUAGCACUUACACCGAUGUCCGUCUUCAUGAGUCCUGACACGGUGGUAUUAAUCCGAUGCUCAUUUUCAAGGCCUUAGAGACCUUUGGUUUAUUCUUUUUUCAAUGUAGGCCUUCACAGUAUAAUGAACUAUAUUUUGAACUAAUCACUGUACAAAGGUCUGAUGUCUCUCAGUCAAUCUGAAAAGAAUGAUUUGUUGACUUAGAUCCAAUUAAAAAAAAAAAAAAACUACAUUCUACGAGUUGCCUGGUUGUAAAAGUGGUAAUGAUGAAUUAUUUCUGAAAAGUUACUCAAGUUAAGUGCUUUCAUGAUCACGACGGCCCAGCGUGGCGCUAGUCCCGACCGACAAGCCUUCUGUGGUUGUCGAAGAGACUUCUGGAGACUCUGAACGCAAAUAAAUGCCGCUUGCCCACAGCCACCACUGGCUAAUUCAAACUUAAAGAUGAGAUCGUAGUUCGACUUGCGGAUGCAGCACUUGACUGCCAAACUGAUGACUGGAAAGAGCAACAGCAUGAUUUAUGUGAGAAUGCAGUCAGACCCCACAGUGACAUUUUUGUAACGACAUCUGAUCAGGAAAUGCGUGUUGCAAUCACACACGAACUACAUACUGAACAGGUGACAAUUGUUACCCCCCCCCUCCCCCUUCCUCACUGAUACCUUAUAUUUAAUGUUUUGUCUAUUAUUGCAAACCUUAAAGUUUAUUAACAAUAAACCAA
Syngnathoides biaculeatus (alligator pipefish) is the source of this 1831-nucleotide messenger RNA. RefSeq lists its product as uncharacterized. Bases 294 to 1154 code for a protein of 286 amino acids. The record is from RefSeq and is a predicted model, not a curated record. The transcript is spliced from 5 exons. Lineage: Eukaryota; Metazoa; Chordata; Actinopteri; Syngnathiformes; Syngnathidae. Gene Ontology annotation, biological process: response to bacterium.